Benincasa hispida (wax gourd) is the source of this 1365-nucleotide messenger RNA. RefSeq lists its product as uncharacterized. NCBI's taxonomy places the organism in Eukaryota, Viridiplantae, Streptophyta, Magnoliopsida, Cucurbitales, Cucurbitaceae. The record is from RefSeq and is a predicted model, not a curated record.
AUGGGCGAGAGAGAUGUGGAAUUACAUAUUUACCCUAAAAUGGAAGUCAAAUUUUCACCCGUUAAUUGUACGGCAUAUUCAAGGAGCGAGAAGUGGCAUAUGAGCAGUCCCACAAGAGUGAAGGAGGAAGAAGAUCGAGACGGUCAAAAUGGAGAUACGUGUCCAGAGUACUUCCGUUGGAUCCACGAAGAUCUAAGGCCGUGGGCUCAAACAGGGAUCACGAGGGAGAUGGUGGAGAGAGGCCGACCGGCGGCGGAUUUCCGGCUGGUGAUUGUCGACGGUAGGGUUUACGUGGAGAAGUACGCAGAAGCCUUUCAAAGUAGGGAUAGUUUUACUCUGUGGGGGAUUCUACAGUUGUUACGGUGGUACCCAGGUAAAAUUCCCGAUUUGGACCUCAUGUUUCAUUGCGGAGACCAGCCCAACAUUUUUAUUGGUAACUAUAGUGGGCCUAGGCCCAAUACAACGGCACCACCACCUUUGUUCCGAUACUGUGGGAAUGACGACACGUUGGACAUCCUGUUUCCUGAUUGGUCCUUUUGGGGAUGGCCUGAGAUCAAAAUAAAGCCAUGGACAUCACUGAUGAAAGAACUAAAGCAAGGCAACCAAAGGAAAAAAUGGAUAGAUAGAGAAGCGUAUGCAUAUUGGAAGGGGAAUGCUCUUGUUUCUUGGUCGAGAUAUAGACUUCGCAAAUGCAAUCUCUCUACUCAAUACGAUUGGAAAGUUCGUGUGUACAUGCAGGAUUGGCUUAAAGAAGUUAAACAAGGAUUCAAAAACUCCAAUUUAGCCGAUCAAUGUGUUUAUAGGUAUAAAAUAUACAUUGAGGGGAUUAGUUGGUCAGCGAGUCUGAAAUAUAUCCUUGCUUGUGAUUCAGUGACAUUAAUGGUAAACCCCCAUUACUAUGAUUUCUUUUCAAGAAGUUUAGUCCCAAUGCAUCACUAUUGGCCAAUCAAAGAUGAUAAUGAGAUGUGCAACUCUAUCAAGUUUGCUGUUGACUGGGGCAAUGCCCACAAACAAAAGGCACAAGCAAUUGGGAAGGCAGCAAGCAAGUUCAUUGAAGAACAACUAAAUAUGGAGAAGGUGUAUGAGUACAUGUUCCAUAGUCUAAAUGAAUACUCCAAACUCUUAACCUUCAAACCAACCAUUCCACCAAAUGCUACUGAACUCUACUUGGAGGAUUUGGCUUGCCCUACCCAAGGCUUAACCACCAAGUUCAUGAUGGAUACCCUCAUAAAACGACCUUCUUUCUCAAGCCCUUGCUUCUUGCUUCCGCCUUUUAGCCCGACUGCUCUCGGCUACAUUCAAACCAGAAAAGAAACUCUAAUCAAACAAAUCGAAAUGUGGGAGAAAAAUAUGUCUUUUGGGUGA